AAGCUCUAGUUAUUUUUGUGACCUUUUGCUAGUAAUUUUCGAAAGAUUUAUUGGGUGUUUUCUCCCUUCACUAUGGCCAAACGAACCCUCCGCUAUUACCUCCACAAAGGUGGCUCGUGGGCGGGCCAAGAAAUUAUUACGGAAGCUCUCGUCGUUCUGUGGUUCGCCAUCCAAAUCUCCAUGAAAUUUGGAAUGCGCUCUUUUCCGCAGUGGCAAAGUAAUCGAGUGGAUCCCAACGCUCCAAUGGGACUGGACAGAGCGAUGGAGUUUUUUGGCAGUGAUAUGAGCGGCUGCCCAUGGGACAGAGUGAUGUCGGCAUGGAAAUACCCUUCCGCUUCAACUAUAACAUCAGCAAACGCCACCUCCAGCACGGCUAUCCCAAUCCGAGCCGUUGUGGGCUACAUCGGCACGUUGGCCACCGUCGGCGCCAGCGGCAUUCUGGCGGCGAUUGUGUGCUGUUCGCUGUACGUCAACGCGUGCUGGGAACGUCCGGUCUGGCAGAUUCACUUUCGUCACUGUCAACAGCUCACCGCAGUGUUCUGUUACACCGGAUACGACAUACCAUCGUGCAUUGGGACGGUGUUGCGCUAUGUUCUGUUGCUUUUUGGAUUAAGCUGCACUGCAGCGUUGUGGUUGCUGGUUUGUGCAUUACCGGCCGUCCUCCUAGCGGCAGCCGUGCUAGCGAUCGUGGCCAACGCUGUGGGAACAGACGCUGUGUUUCCCUUUUGUGUCUUUGCAAUAUGUUUGUUGACAGUUAAUUGUAUCGGGAGAUUGUGCGGACUGUGGAUGGAUAAACCGUACUGGGCUAUAAUUUAUAAGAAGCUGCGGUUGUGGAUUGACACGAACACGCAGACUCAUCGAGCACUAUUCGUAAAUUCUCCCAUGGAAUGUGUCUCUAUUGCGGAGCCGGAAGUCGUGCCACCGAAGCGCUUUUGCUACCUGUUCUGCGGGAAAUGUGCGAUGUUUACGCUCGGCUGCAUGGUCGCCGUAGUUAACCUAUACACGGUGCUUUUGGCGUUUCCUUGGUUUAAAACGCUCCCGCUGAAAUCGAUCUUCUGGACUGCGGGAAUCGGGCCUAACCACUGCGGCAGCCAUACAACGGGAUUGAAUUACAUCGAUGCGAUGAUGACACCCUGGAAGGAGAAUUUUGUGGAAGUCAUCCUGGGGAUCGAAUGCCUUGCCGUUUAUUUCGUGGGUGUCCUGGUAGUGGUGAUUUUUACUGUUGGUCGCUAUGGUUGGCGUUUUCUCGGCUACCUGAAGGAGUGCUUCUUCAAUGACAACACUGUGGAGCACAGUACUGAACGGGUGCAUUCCUGCGCAUGUUACCAACUGGGAAACGCAGUACUGGACAGUCUGGUUAUCCUUCGCUGUGUUGGCUGCUGGAUGUUUUUGUCGUUUCCGUUGACCGAAUUCCUUUUUCCCGAGAGUCUGCAAUUGCAGAUAUUGGCGAACGUCCAGCUGGUAUAUUUAUUUAUGCAGUUCUGCUGGUUAUUUGACGACAUCGGGGAGAAACAGCAGAUGACGGAAUUAACCCUUGACGCCGUUACGACAAAGUCUGCUGCAGUGAGCGAUAGUUUGGGCAAAGAGACGACCGGCGUCAAAAACAGCGAAUGCGCGACGUGUUCCCAGUGCGGGUUCACCAUGAACCCGUGCCGGGACGUGGAUAGUAAGGCAAAAACUGCUGAGAAUACCGCUGAUACAAGGGAUUCUGUGGAGGAGCCAGCUCUCUUCCAGGGCUCGCGCUUCCUCAUCAUUAAUCAGGCCAUCGCGGAGAUACAGCUGAUUGGUUUCCAUCUGCCGACUAUCACUGUCGCCCUCUACAUGGAUGAAUCUGGCAGCAACUCUGCGCUCUCCAGCAAAGCCUUUUGUUUGCAUCAGACAUUUCUGCAUCUGGGGACGGUGGUGGUGUCCAUGUGGGGUCUAUUCGGAUGGGCCUUGAACCGUUUCUUGGCCGUCAAGACCACCUCGUUGCUGCAGUACCGGCGCUGGACAUCCAAGCAGUUCCAACUCACCCAGAUCGUUGUAAGUUGGUUGAUUGCGAUUUUAUGCCAUAUCUACAUGUACAUCCAACCUGAUCUGGUUAUCCCACUGGAGCUCCCGCCACCGCGGCAGUGCCGUGCAAUGCCCAGUGUACACUUCACGCUGAAACAGAUUUUUGGGACGUAUGUCCCUCUGGCGCUUACUGGAGUACUGUAUGUGAUAAUCGCCUUCAUGCUGCUAAAACAGCGGUUAAAGAAACAUCAGGUGACGGAUGCUGCUAUAGUUGUACAAGGGAGAAAUUUCCGGCGAGACCGAUUCCGGUUGGCCCAAAUUCUAUUCAUCAACGCCACGUUGCACACCGCGGCGUUCCUUAUCUUCCCGGUGCUGAAGACCAUCCGUGGUGUGAGCGCCAGUGCGGAUCCUUUGCUGCCGCUCUGGUUCCGCUUGGUGUUUCAUGCCGGUAUGCUGGCGACGCCGGUGGUGGCCAACCGCUGUCGCUGGGAACUUGGUGAUGACCGCCUCCCAACAGAAGUCGAUGUCCUGGCCAAAACGUGUGUCGUUACUGCGGCGGCCGUGGAGCGCAUCGUCUGGUGCAACAGCCGCGUUGGCGGUAUCGGCGACGAGCAUAACGCGUGCGUGGUGGCCCAUGACGUCACCGCUUUCCGCGACACAUGGUGGAAUAUGCAAACGGAUUUGUAUGCACUGCUGGAGCGGCAUUUGUUGUGGAUGGAACGCCGGAUUCCACUGGAUGUCGGCGGAAAGGAACG
Paramacrobiotus metropolitanus is the source of this 2747-nucleotide messenger RNA. RefSeq lists its product as uncharacterized. The record is from RefSeq and is a predicted model, not a curated record. The transcript is spliced from 8 exons. NCBI's taxonomy places the organism in Eukaryota, Metazoa, Tardigrada, Eutardigrada, Parachela, Macrobiotidae. Gene Ontology annotation, cellular component: membrane. The annotation marks the transcript as partial.